AUGGCUUUCUCCCUCGCCGCUAGCAUGGCUGCAGCGGGAGCGAGAGACGGCGGCGGCGAUAGCAGCAGCGCCCGUUCUUCGGCGGCGAGCCGCGAACAAAGCCCCGCAGGAAACGUCGCCAGCGAGGAGGGACGAGGAGGAAGAGGAGGGGGGGAAGGGAGAUGGCCGAGGGCUCCCAUGGACGAGGCCACGGCCGCUUUCUCCGGCUCUCGUUCGUUCGGAUUCGGCGCGGCUCAGAGCUCAGGGGUCGGCGUUAACAGCGCGUUAACCCCGUCGUUUUUGUUCAACCUACCCCGGCGCGCCGACACGUCCCCCACUAGCGGCAGCGAGAGCGGGACCGACGGCGGGAGGACGACCGCGGCGGCCGAGGAAUACAACAGAUCACCGGCGGCGGCGGCGGCGGGGAUGGCGCACGGCGCGAGCAGCGGCGGUGAAUCCCCGACCACCUGGGCCGACACGGCGCUGGUUAGCAGGCAGCUGCCCACGGUCGAAGGCCUCCUGCCUCCCCCUCCCGUCACCGCCCACGGCGUGCCGUCCGUGGCCUCGCUCGACCCCCACUGGCGGCGCCGGAUGCCGAAGGCCCGGAAGCCGGCCCUGUUCAGGUUCGGCGGCCGCGCCGGCGGCAGCGACGGCGGCGGUGGUGGUGGUGGCUGCGACGGCGGCGCCUCUUCCCAGCCGUCUUCGUGCCGGUGGCCGACUUUCAUGUCGAGGCGGACGGCGACCGCGGCCGCCGCGGCGGCGGUGGUAUCCCCAGGCACGGAUGGGGACGGGGAACCCUUCGCACGCCGCGGUGGCGACCGCGCCGGCGGUGGCGAGCUGCUAUCUUCAGCGUCGGUGCCGAGGGCGUCAUGGUUGGGCGGGAGCAUUUCCUCGUCGUCGUUGUGCUCGUCGUCGGCCGUUGUGACCCUCCACGGCGGGAGGAACAACGACGCGAGACUCGCGAAGCUGUCGUUGACCGACCGCGGAGCCGGAGACGCCCUGGGUCCCACGCUUGAGACGCUCGAGUUGGAGUUCGUGGGCAGGAAAAGGGAGUGAUUUCUCCCGCCUCUUGUUGUAUUAGAUGCGGUGGGCGUGUAUACUUUUCGUGAUUGGAGGAAGGCGGCGGCGGCGGCGGAGGGGCGGGACCGGGAGGGUUCAAUGCCUUUGUAUGCAAUGCACGUUUCGUCAGGCUACUCCGUACCGUAAAGAAAAAGUUAUUUAGCACCGCCACGAACGCCGGAACGGGGCACGAGGAGUUUUACGGUCAACCAGGCCGGUUGCUGUCCGGGGAGUCGCACAUGGGAGCCGUGCUUGUCCGCGACUCCAAGAACCCCUGUCGGAGGGGUAGUUCGGUCACCUGGUGGGGAGAGUGGGUCCUGGCGGAUAUCGCAUAUAUGUGUUUCCUCCCCACUGGCCGUUUCAAAGCGAGGAAUCGCGUAGACGCGGGGACGGGGGGGGGGGGGGGG
Ectocarpus siliculosus is the source of this 1445-nucleotide messenger RNA. NCBI's taxonomy places the organism in Eukaryota, Phaeophyceae, Ectocarpales, Ectocarpaceae. The record is from the annotation of a GenBank genome assembly.